This is a messenger RNA of Cokeromyces recurvatus, 594 nucleotides long. RefSeq names its product trypsin-like cysteine/serine peptidase domain-containing protein. Gene Ontology annotation, biological process: proteolysis. The transcript is spliced from 3 exons. Gene Ontology annotation, molecular function: serine-type endopeptidase activity. Lineage: Eukaryota; Fungi; Mucoromycota; Mucoromycetes; Mucorales; Mucoraceae. Bases 1 to 594 code for a protein of 197 amino acids. The record is from RefSeq and is a predicted model, not a curated record.
AUGAUAGGUAAUCCUCAUCUUUGUGGAGGGACAUUAAUCUCCUAUGAUCCCGCCUAUGUUUUCACGGCUGCACAUUGUCUUUUAGAUGCUACUGAAGACAUCACCAACUAUUUUGCUGUUGUCGAUAAUAAGACGAUAGCCAUUGCAGAUUACAUCAUACAUCCUUAUUAUAAUAGAUCAGUAGAAAACGAACUAGUUUUUGAUGCAGCCAUUAUUCGUCUUGCUUCUCCUCUAGUUAGAUCAAGUACUAUAAGCCAUGCCACUUUUUGGUCAUCUCAAAUGGUAUUGUCCAAAGCAACAACACAAGCUGAAUUGAUAGGACUAGGAUAUAUGGAUGUAGAUGGUCAUACAGCAUCUACAUUACAACGUUUACCAUUAAAACUUACUGCUAUGGUAAAUAUGACGAUAGAAACAGAGAAUCGAUUAGGAGCUAUGGCAUGUCAUGGUGAUUCAGGUGGGCCUCUUAUUAUCUCUGAUCAAAGCAAUAAUAAAUCGUUGGUAGCUGGAGGAUUAGUGCGUAUCUUUGGAGUUUAUGAUGCAGUCCCUCAUCAGCCAACGUGCCCUAUACGUGUUGGUAAAGGAUUACAAAGAUGA